GCGAAGGAGAAAGGCAACGAGGGAGCUUUGUUCCUGGGGAGGAAAGGAAGCCAGGUCCCUGCCUGCGCCAGAGCCAUGUGUGGAAUCUUUGCUUAUAUGAACUACAGAGUGCCUAGGACCAGGAAGGAGAUAUUUGAAACUCUAAUAAAGGGACUACAAAGAUUAGAAUACAGGGGAUAUGACUCUGCAGGUGUUGCAAUUGAUGGAAAUAAUAAUGAAGACAAGGAAAGGAUCAUCAGAUUAGUAAAGAAGAGAGGAAAAGUAAAGGCUCUUGAUGAAGAGUUGCACAAACAAGAGGGUUUGGACCUCAAGGCAGAUUUUGAGACACAUUUUGGCAUUGCUCACACUCGCUGGGCAACUCAUGGAGCACCAAAUGCCGUGAAUAGCCACCCGCAACGGUCAGAUAAAAGUAAUGAGUUUGUUGUUAUCCAUAAUGGGAUUAUUACAAAUUACAAAGACCUAAGGAAGUUUUUGGAGACCAAAGGGUAUGAAUUUGAAUCUGAAACCGAUACUGAAACCAUACCAAAGUUAAUCAAAUAUGUGUAUGAUAACAGAGAGACUGAAGAUAUUAGUUUUUCUACCUUGGUUGAAAGAGUCAUUCAGCAACUGGAAGGGGCUUUUGCUCUUGUUUUCAAAAGUAUCCAUUACCCUGGGGAAGCUGUUGCUACCAGGAGAGGGAGUCCUCUGCUUAUUGGAGUUCGCAGUGAAUCUAAGCUUUCCACUGAAGAAAUUCCAAUUUUAUAUAGAACGUGUAAUAUUGAAAAUGUAAAGAUCAUAUGCAAAACACGAAUGAAACGACUGGAUAGUUCUACCUGCCUUCAUGCAGUUGGAGAUAAAGCGGUUGAAUUUUUCUUUGCUUCAGAUGCAAGUGCCAUAAUUGAGCAUACCAACAGAGUAAUUUUUCUAGAAGAUGAUGAUAUUGCAGCAGUUGCUGAAGGGAAACUUUCUAUUCACCGGUUAGAACGUUCAGCCAGUGAUGACCCAUCUCGAGCCAUACAGACUUUGCAAAUGGAACUUCAGCAAAUUAUGAAAGGGAACUUCAGUGCUUUCAUGCAGAAGGAGAUAUUUGAACAACCAGAAUCUGUUUUUAAUACUAUGAGAGGAAGAGUAAACUUUGAGACCAACACAGUUCUUUUAGGUGGCUUAAAGGAUCACUUGAAAGAAAUCAGAAGAUGCAGACGACUGAUCAUUAUUGGUUGUGGAACUAGUUAUCAUGCUGCAGUAGCUACCCGCCAAGUGUUGGAAGAACUGACUGAACUACCUGUGAUGGUGGAACUUGCCAGUGAUUUUCUGGAUCGGAAUACUCCUGUAUUUCGAGAUGAUGUGUGUUUUUUUAUCAGCCAGUCAGGGGAAACUGCUGAUACACUGAUGUCUUUACGAUACUGCAAGGAACGCCGAGCUUUGACAGUUGGAAUUACAAAUAGUGUUGGAAGCUCAAUAUCCAGAGACACAGACUGUGGGGUACAUAUCAAUGCAGGACCUGAGAUAGGAGUGGCAAGCACAAAGGCUUACACCAGCCAGUUCAUCUCUCUUGUAAUGUUUGGUCUGAUGAUGUCUGAAGACAGAAUUUCCCUGCAAAACAGGAGACAAGAGAUCAUAAAUGGGCUAAAGUCAUUACCUGAGAUGAUCAAAGAAGUGCUGUCCUUGGAUGAGAAGAUACAUGAUCUGGCACUUGAACUGUAUAAGCAGAGAUCACUCUUGGUUAUGGGCCGUGGUUACAACUAUGCUACUUGCUUGGAAGGGGCAUUGAAAAUCAAGGAAAUUACCUAUAUGCAUUCAGAAGGCAUCCUGGCUGGGGAGUUGAAACAUGGGCCAUUGGCUCUGAUAGAUAAGCAAAUGCCAGUGAUAAUGAUUAUUAUGAAAGAUCCCUGCUUCACAAAGUGCCAGAAUGCUCUACAGCAGGUCACUGCACGUCAGGGUCGGCCUGUUAUCUUAUGUUCCAGAGAAGAUACUGAGAGCUCCAAGUUUGCCUACAAAACUAUUGAACUUCCACAGACUGUGGACUGUCUGCAAGGAGUUUUGAGUGUUAUUCCUCUACAGCUGCUGUCAUUCCACCUGGCUGUUCUCAGAGGAUAUGAUGUGGAUUUCCCAAGAAAUCUGGCCAAAUCUGUGACUGUGGAAUAAGUAUUUUGUCAUAGAAUAUGUUACAAAUAUUUUAAAUUAUAUUUCUGUCAUAAACUCUUCUAACAAAGUGUUUUGAUGACACUGACCCUACAAAGCACACGACUACAAAGCACAAAUAUAUUUUUGUGGGAUUUUGAUGGCGGAAGUGUAAAAUCAGAAGAAUGGGUAUAUUGCUAACUGGAAAGUGUGUUAUUUUAAUUAAAAAAAACUGCUUACUGUGCCUUUAAGUAUUUGUUGCAUGCCUUUCACCUAAGUGCUCUUGCUUAUAGCAUUUCUGGAAUAAAAACAUUGCCAAAGAAUAGAAGAAACUCUUUGUUUACAUAUGGUUAAUGAAUGAUAUUUUCCACAACUGUGCAAUAUGUUUGUAUAUAGCUUUUUCCUGUAUUACUGUGAAUAAAUCAACACUAUACAUGCAGCCUGAUUUUAUAUAUGUACAUGUAGGAUAUGCUCCGAGGUACAUGUGCAUAGGACUGCUGCCUUACUUUUAAAUACAAAGUAUUUAUAUAUACACAAAUGUAUAGCAUUUAAGUUAUUUUAACUAUAUUGGUUGCUUGUAGUAGUGAUAAUGCUCAUGAUUUAGAUCUGGGCUUAUUAAGAUUUUGCUAAUUAUGUACAAAUUCUUUUGUUUGCAUUUUUAUUUUUAAGUAGAAUUCUGUUUCAAGUUAUUUUCCACCCUUCUUCCCUAGUGUUAUGUGCCUUGCAUCUUUCCACAGGUUCUUCCAGCCAUAUUGCUAAAAAUAUACCUUUCAGUGCUCUUGCACUCUUAAAGUUUCUCAAACACCAUUCAGACUUAGUUCUGUGUUUUAGGUUUUGUUUUUUUUUUUUGUAGUUCUCUUUAACCCAAAUACUGCUUUACUUGAGCCAAACUGUCUUCAUCUUCUCAAACAGUAUUAUGUAAUCUUGUGAAGCCUUUAAAUAUUUGUAAGGCUAUUGGGUAUUAUGUGAGCUCCGUUCUGUUCUGUUGGUUCUGUUUGAACAACCCAAAUGCUAUGCAAUUAAAGAAAAUAUUGACU
This is a messenger RNA of Sceloporus undulatus (fence lizard), 3137 nucleotides long. It is a transcript of the gene GFPT2, whose product is annotated as glutamine-fructose-6-phosphate transaminase 2. Gene Ontology annotation, molecular function: L-glutamine:D-fructose-6-phosphate transaminase (isomerizing) activity; carbohydrate derivative binding. Gene Ontology annotation, biological process: UDP-N-acetylglucosamine metabolic process; fructose 6-phosphate metabolic process; protein N-linked glycosylation. The transcript has 19 exons. NCBI's taxonomy places the organism in Eukaryota, Metazoa, Chordata, Lepidosauria, Squamata, Phrynosomatidae. Bases 76 to 2124 code for a protein of 682 amino acids. The record is from RefSeq and is a predicted model, not a curated record.